This is a messenger RNA of Paramecium pentaurelia, 401 nucleotides long. The record is from the annotation of a GenBank genome assembly. Lineage: Eukaryota; Ciliophora; Oligohymenophorea; Peniculida; Parameciidae.
AUGGAAUAUUAAUAUUCAGGAAGUUGUCAUUGCUAAAAAGUGCAAUUUCAAUUUUCAGGACCUCUUGAGAUGGAAGUAAUCAGAUGUCAUUGUUCAAUUUGCAAAAUGAAGUAAAAUCAUCAUGUGUUGAUUCUUGAUUCCAAAUUUAAGUUGCUUACAAGUAUGGAAGAACUUAGUCUAUAUACAUUCAAUACCAAACAAGUAUCAGUUACUCAAUUCUAUAAUAUAAGGCAAAACAUUACUUUUGUAAAACUUGUGGAGUGCAAUCCUUUUUUUAUCCAAGAUUUAAUCCUAAUAUGAUUGCUGUUACUAUUUAUUGUGUGUAAUUACCACCUAAUGUUAAAUUGACAUAUGUGACUUAAGGACUUGAAUAAUCAAUUAAAGAAACAAUUAAACAAUGA